AUAACUGCACCAUUACUUCAUUGUUUGAGCACGGGCGGGCUUGUUUGCAGUUCUAUCGAUGGGUGAAACGGGACCCGGCUGGGAAUUUCGUGUAAGGUUCUCUCACUAAACCCUCCAGGGGGCAAGUAAGGUGUGUUUUUGACAGAAUUCAUCCAAGUGUGGCCUUGAAGAGGAAGAGGAAGAGGAACAAGGUUCAAGACAAAACUGUCGUCUGCAAAGAGAAACCCGUCACCGACCGACCGACCAGUGCCCACAACUCAAGGUGUGAGGGGUUCGAUUCUCAGCGAACCGUCGGAAACUGAAUUGCUUUUGAGUCACUAAUUAGAGUUGGCGAAGCCACUCCUGGAUUUGGAGAGUGCUCUGAGAGAACAGGAGACCUGGAAAACGUUGAGUAGGAGCCAAAAAUACAGAGCUGAAAAACGAGGGGAGCAUAUAACGGUGCACCGUCAUACCAACACCCCGGGGCGCUGUCUCCCUGUCCCGCACACCGCUGUAGGUACAGAUCGCUAGCAAACACACAGCACCAUGUUGUGGAGACAAGCAGUUGUGCUGGGCAUGGUCUGCAUUAUUCUUAGAACAGGUGCACAGGCCAACCAGCCCCCAAUCUUCACACAAGGCAUGGACUAUCAGCAGAUUCCUGAAGACACAGCAGUUGGAUCUACCGUGUACACCUUGAGUGCGACAGACGCAGAUGGUGAUACUCUGACGUAUGGAGUCUCAGGACAAGUCUCCAAUAACCUGUUUAUAGUUGAUCCAAGUUCUGGGGUCGUUACUUUGAAAACACCAUUGGACAGAGAGCUCACUGAUGAAUACCAGAUCACUGUAACAGUUUCAGAUGGGACAAAUCCACAGGUCGUACAAACCCCAACCAUCUUCAUAACUGAUGCCAAUGACAACAGCCCAGUGUUCCAGGGUAUUCCCUAUGAAGUGUCUGUCAAUGAGAGUGACGUUUCACAAACCAGCAUAUUCAGGGUGACGGCAACUGAUGCAGACCAAGGGAUUGGUGGAACUGUGUCAUACUUUCUAGAGGCUGGAGAUGAAUCAAAGUUUGAGGUUGACAGACCGACUGGAGUUGUGAACUUAAAGGAGGAGCUGGACUAUGAAGAAUCAUCUGUUUAUCAACUUCGAAUCAGAGCUCAGGACGGAGGAGGCAGCUACCAGGGAACCCAGGUUUUCCAGAGCAGCACCACUGUACUGAUAGUGAAUGUUGUUGAUCAAGAUGAUCAGCCUCCUCUGUUUCUCGGGCAGCCCUUCUCAACACAAGUGAACGAAGACACUCCACUGGGUACAUCCAUUAUAACCAUCAAUGCUCGAGAUGGGGACUACGGCAUCGAUAAUCCAAUCGUUUAUUCCACAGAAGGGGAUGAUGGCACCUUCUCCAUUGACUCCAUCACUGGAGUGAUCAGUCUUGCUAGGACCCUGGACAGGGAAAGCAAGACAGAUGAAGGAGGGGUCUAUAGCUUUGAUGUGCAGGCCAGAGAAAACAGCAUUGAAGCCCGGACAACAAACACGAGUGUGCGCAUCACCGUAGUAGAUGUGAACGACCAGAUCCCAACGUUCUACAACGGCACCGGAAACUCUCCCCAGAACUACUUCACUGCCACCAUUCCCGAGGGCACGUCUGCAGGAAUUCCCCUGGGGGGUCUGGACAUGAGGGUGGAGGAUAACGAUGAGGGUGACAAUGGCCGGUUUACCCUGACACUUGACGAAGAAGGCAGCAGGUAUUUUGAGGUGGUGCCGAGCACAGUUUAUGGGCAGGCAGCAGUGAACAUCCGGGUCAAGAACUCCAGACUUUUGGACUAUGAGACACUGCAAUCUGUGCAGUUCAAAGUGAUUGCUAGGGAAGACCUAGCAGCUGAGCAUUACAACAGCACUGCCACAGUUCUGGUGACAUUGGAGGACACCAACGACAACUCUCCUGUGUUUAACCAGUCUAAGUACGACCUGUCUGUAGCUGAGAACUCUCCAGACGGGACUGUUGUGGGAACAAUCACGGCAACUGAUCUGGACUCUGGAGAAUUUGCAGAAAUUGCAUACAGUCUGCAAGGCAGUGGAAGUGAAAAGUUUGCUGUCAACAAUCUAACAGGAGUGAUAACAGUUGCCAAGGGCGAUGAGUUGGACAGAGAGACCAUCCCAUUCUACUUCCUCACCUUGCUAGCAGAGGACGGAGGGGGCCGUGCCUCCAACGUGCAACUUCAAAUCACCCUAUUGGAUGUCAAUGAUGAAGCACCUACUUUCCAGCGGUCGUCCAACAAAGUCUAUAUCCAGGAGGAUGCUGCCGCAUUUGACGAGCCCUUGCAAGUUCUGGCUGUUGACAGGGACGAGGGCACAAACAAAGUCAUCAAGUACUCCAUUAUUUCUGGAAAUGACCACGACAACUUCACCAUCGAUGAAGACAGUGGUGUUAUUGACCUGACACAGCCACUGGACUAUGAGGCACUCGGUGGUGGGGAUGAGUUCCACCUGGUAGUACAGGCUAAAGAUGAGGGACAGCCACCCUUAAACUCUACAACAACUGUCAUUGUUGUUGUUGAGGACAUAAACGACAACGACCCCUUCUUCCUGGAGGAUAUGGUGAAUACCACUGUGUCAGAGGCUGCUGCAGCUGACACGUUGGUGGUAAAGUUGAAUGCAACAGACGAGGACAGCGGUUUCAAUGGGAGGAUAGACUACCGCAUCGCUUCAGGGUCCAAGGACAAGUUCUACAUCACCAACGAUGGGGAAAUCAAGGUGUCACCAGGGGGCAGGGUUCCCUUGGAUAGGGAUCUAUACGGGGACGGUUACACGCUCAUUGUCACCGCUACCGACCGCGGAAAUCCCGAUCAGAAAACAGGCACCGCGACCGUCUUCAUCACCAUCGAAGACAUCAACAACAAGGAUCCGGUUUUUGUUUCUUCGGAGAAGACCGACACCCUGCCCGAGUACCCUAACACCACGUACCCAUCCAAACUGGCCGACAUGCCCGCAGUGGACUCUGACAUAGACAGCAGUCUGGAAUACACGAUAACGUCCAUCAUGGCACAAGAUGAGAACGGACAAGUUGUGACCGUUGGCUCCAACUUGUUCAACAUCACCAGCAAGGGAGAGGUGUGGGUGAAUGGGGAACUGGACAGGGAGUUUGCAGAAGACUAUGUUCUAAGGCUGGAGGUUAACGACACUGCAGCACCGUGGCCAGGGGAGCAAACUGCAACAGCGACCUUGACGAUCAUCCUCCAGGAUGUGAAUGACAACGCUCCGAAGUUCAGCAGCGACGAGAUCGAACAGAACAUCCAGGAACAGCUGCCCAUUGGUCAGCUUUUGGCCACCAUCACCGCCAAUGAUCCCGACAAAGGUCCCAACGGUGAAGUGAUGUUCAGCUUGACUGGCACCAACCUUCUGGCCAUAGACUCUUCAACAGGACAAAUCAAGGUGAACAGCACCAUUGACAGGGAAUACGGUCAGUGGCUCAACUUCACCGUGACAGCAAAAGAUGGUGGCAACCCACCCAAGUCAACAGACAAGUCUUACAACUGGAGGGUUUCUGACACCAACGACAAUGAUCCAAAGUUUGAGCAACCAUCAUACAGUGGGGAAGUGUCCGAAAAUGCAACAGUGGGAACAUCUGUGUUGACCGUGACAGCAACCGACGCAGAUUUUGGACAAUUUGGAGCUGUACGAUACUCUCUUGUUCCAGUGGAUAGCAACUUUACUAUCCAUCCAGACAGAGGGGAAAUUUCAGUGGACGGCAAGCUGGAUCGUGAAAUGGAGGAACAGGUUACCCUGACAGUCACAGCAACUGACAAUCCUGGAGGGAGUGAAAACAACCAGCGGGAAAAAUCUGUGGAGGUGACUAUAAAAUUGCUGGAUGUAAAUGAUGAAGCUCCGACCUUCUCCCAGAACAUUUACACUGAGUAUAUCCAGGAGGAUGAGGUUGCAGGAACUUCCAUCAUCACUCUCCAGGCAGUGGACAGAGACUCAGCUGGCCCCAACAGUCAGAUAGAGUACACCAUUUUGGCUGGGAAUGAAGCUGGAGUGUUCACAGUAGGUCGUGAUUCAGGGAUCAUGACAACAUUAAAACCACCAGGACUGGCUCCUGGACAAGAUAUUAAUGUGACAGUACUGGCUUCCGACAAGGGCAGUCCUAUUAGGUCCAGUACCACCAUUGUUAGGGUCAAGAUCCUCGACACCAACGACAAUGCACCAAUCUUUGUCUACCCUGCAGCCAAUGCCUCAACAACUGUCCUCGAGAACGAGCCAGUUGGUACCUUUGUGGUGAGAGUGCUUGCCACAGACGAGGAUGAGGCACAGAACGGGAACGUGACGUACUAUUUUGACCCCAGCGAUGAAUACAACGGAGACAGGGCUAACUUUACCCUGGAUCCCAUCAGUGGUAACCUCACAACAAAAGUUGUCCUGGACCGAGAGGAAAAGGCACAAUAUGUGCUGUACAUUCAAGCUAGGGAUGCAGGCUUCCCCCCUCUGACAGGGGCAACUGUGAUAAGAGUACAUGUGGGGGAUGUGCCCGACACUGAUCCUGUUUUCAAACCUCAACUGGAUCCUGUGACAGGUGAAGUUGUCCCCCAGACGUUGACUGUUGGUGAGAACCUCGUCCCCGGAACUGUUGUUGGCUUUGUGCUGAACGCUUUCGAUGCUGAUGAGGGAGCUACAAUAUUCUACUACAUUGUUGGAGGGGAUCCCAACGGAUACUUUGACCUAAACAAAAACACAGGAGAAAUUAAAACAACAAGAACAUUUGACAGAGAAGCAGAGGCAAGCUACACCCUGGUUGUAAAGGCCAGUAAUAAUGCGAGUUACAGCGUUCCAGGUGGCAGCAGGAGACGGAAACGGGACAUUGCAUACGACCCAGCAGAUCCGACGUUACAAGAGGUUAUCAUUGAAAUUGGAGACCAGAAUGACGAACCUCCAAGGUUUACCAAGAAAGAGUAUACAGCAGGUAUCACAACAGAGUUCAAGUUUGGAGAUGCUGUAACUGUGGUGACGGCCAUUGACCCCGAUGCUGGCAACAACAGUGUGGUGACCUACACCAUCACCCGCCAACUCUACUUUGACAGAGACAGUGAGGGAAACCUCAUGUCCACACCAAAAGAUGCAACGGGAACCUUCAACAUUGAGUCAGACACAGGCCAAAUUGUGACGGGAAAGGUGUUCAGCAGUGAUGAGAAGGGGUACUACACCUUGAACGUCUCUGCAAGGGACAUUGGUGGCCAGAGUGACAAUGCCUCAGUUGAAAUCUACCUUCUGCGUGAGGACCAAAGGGUGAAGAUUGUGUUCCAGAGGACUCCUGAUGAAGUUAGAGCAUUCAAGGAUGAAUUUGCUGCGCUUCUGUCCAACAUCACUGGGGCCAUCAUCAAUGUAGAUGACAUCCAGUUCCACACAACUGACGACCAACAAACAGAUGAGUUGAGGACAGACAUGUUCAUCCAUGGAGUUGAUAGAACAACUGGCCUCAUCAUGGACAAGGAAAGACUCAUCGAGCUAAUCGACGCAAACUAUGAGUUCUUGGUGCGUCUUCUACGGGACUACAACGUGGUUGAGUACCAGGUAGCCGUGCCACAAGUGCAGGACGUGACCUACGAUAACCUGAUCAUCGCGAUUGCUGCGAUGGCCGGCAUCCUGGUCAUCAGCAUCGCUCUCAUCGCAACGGUCUGCGUCUGCUGGACAAGCAGGCUGAAGCGUGAGUUGCGUGCGUCUCAGGCCAUGCUGUACAGUACCAAGGACGUCAUCCCAGACCUGAGUGAGAAGGACGCUCUGCAGGUGCCAGGCACCAACCAGUUUGCCAUUGAUGGAUCCAACCCUAUGUGGGGGAAGGAGGUCUAUGUUAACGAGAUAGCUGAAGAGUCAGACAGCGAUGAUUCCCUAGAUGACAAUGAGGUUGAUGUGAAAAGUCCACAGGCCCCGAGCGCUCCUCCCCGAGAUGACUAUGCUGAUGAGGAAAUCACGGUUAACCUAUACAAUGACGAGUAUGACAACUACACCAAGUUCCCGCCCGGAUACGCCAACGGAAAUUUUAUCCUAGACGCGGCCCUGAAAGAGCACGAGGACGCCAAGAGAAACGGUCCCCACAGGAACUUCAGUUUGGAAACUACAGAAAUAUAGCCCAGCAAGUAGAAAGUCCCAAGUAACGCUAGUUCACCUUUAUCCGUAGGGUAACCUUUAUCCGUUCUUUUCAAGGACAGUGUAUUAAGGAAUAUCAAGUCGACAUAUGGUGGUUUCAAACUGCAAUAUUUUGAAAAUAGUUCAAUUUGUAACUACUGUCUAUCGACUUGAUAUCCCUGGAUACCCUGUUUAGCAAUACAAUGGAUAUAGGUUACCCUGAACUAACGUUACAUGUAUUGCUAAUUAGCGUAACUUAAUCUCCAGGCAGAUUUACCAGUGGCAUAAGAUAGUAUCAAAGCCGGCCAAGGAGAAUGUAGCCGGCCAAAGGGAGUCAAACGGGCACCGGGGUAGCCAUACACACUCCUAGGCCAGCUUCUCUCCACUGGCAGUUUUUUAUACAGUCUAUCUUAUGCUACCAUAGGAUCUUCUUGGAGAUUAGUGUGCCUAGUAAGACCCCCCCUCCCUCCCAAACUGCCAAAGAUGGGACUGUGUUAGUCAUUAUAUAGUUCAAAACAGCACUUCAUUAAUGACAUUAAUGACUGUCACCUUGAGACUGAUCUAAAAGAGAUAGCUGUGUUGACUAGCUGCAUACCACAUGCAGGCCUUUGAUAUUAGGACCCGUUCACACUUGUGCGAAUAUAUGAGUUCUAUAUUGACAUUUUUGGGCUUAGACUGAAGAAGUAGUUUUAUUUUGUUCAAUUACCAGGCUACACAAUGAAGGAUGAAGAAACAAAUUCUUCACAGAAACUUUUCUUAAACCAGAAGAUAUUGAUAAUUAUGCAACUCAUAGGCACUUGAAUAUAUGCACGAGUGUGAACAGACCCUUAGGAAAUAUAACACAUGUACAACUUUCAUUUGAUUAUGAGGCUAUCAUACCCGUAAAAAAUGUAAAUAACUUAUAAUUACCUCUUUCACCACCUUAUUAUGUCACAGUCACUAUCCUAAAUUUUUGUCUUCCUGCAUGGGGUACACAUUGCACUCAUACAGUUUGCCAUGUAAUCUACAUACAGUUUUCAAAAUUACAUUCUCGCCAAGAUUCCAAAGAUAUUUACAAAUGAAGGUGACUGUGAUUUUCUACGGUAAGAAUUAUCAACAAUAACUUGUUAGCUGAUACAGGUGCCUUUGUGAAAGAACAUUAUGUAUCGUGAUAAUUUUCUGUUCUUUCUAGUGGAUACUUCUCAGGAGUUACACUUGAACCCCAUUUUAUCGUCAUGUAAGAUAUUAUAACAUGUGUUAUGAUUAGUGACUAUGAUGUAUUGAAGAAGGGUAGGACUAUGCUUUCUGGACAAUCUUUUAGAAUCAUAAGAUUGCUCAAACAAUCAGGCCUCUGCAUAGUGGUUUUAAUGUCGUAAAAUUCUUGCAAACCUGACAAUCAAGAUGUCAGUAUUAAGGAAUCAUGUUAACAGUGUGCCUUUGCCUUUAUCCAUCCUGAACAGACAGAGAUGUUACAAUGAUUCACUGAAAAUUUUAUAGAAAUGUUUAUUUUAAAUUACUGCAGUAUAUAUAUAUCAAGUGUAACUUGUUUUAAGCAUUCUGUAAGAUGUUUUAUACAAAAUCAAAACCAAACUCUAGAUAAAUGACAAGAAUUGUAUAAACAAGUUAUCAAGUUAUACAUGUUUUUAAGUUGUUUGAUCAGGUUGCAAAUAUUGUAUAUAGCAGAUUGUCGACUUGAGUCAUCUGAAUCACGUAGUGCCUUUAUUACUCACUCAGCUGUCUUCCUAUAAGUGUCUUACAAAGUUUUGCUCUGCUGCAAUUUAAAUUGCACAACUGAUAGAAAAGUUCAGAGAAUUUUGAGAAUUCUAAUGGCAAGCUAUCGUACUUUCAGGAUUGGAAAGUUAUGCAAAAGUCUAUCCAAAGAAAGUGAAGCAACUGGGACUGGUUCCCAGUGAUGCUUAUUGAAGUUUUAUGCCCCUUUAUUGUUUUAAAAUGUAAUAUGUUUUAUUUGAAUGUAUAUAAUGUAGUUUUACUUUUUGAUUGUGUCCAUGAGCUUGUAUGAAUUAGUUCUUCCAAAAAUCAAUAAAACAAGUUUUAUCCUUU
This is a messenger RNA of Branchiostoma floridae (Florida lancelet), 8133 nucleotides long. RefSeq names its product cadherin-23-like. Gene Ontology annotation, biological process: homophilic cell-cell adhesion. The record is from RefSeq and is a predicted model, not a curated record. Bases 526 to 6096 code for a protein of 1856 amino acids. Gene Ontology annotation, cellular component: plasma membrane. Gene Ontology annotation, molecular function: calcium ion binding. NCBI's taxonomy places the organism in Eukaryota, Metazoa, Chordata, Leptocardii, Amphioxiformes, Branchiostomatidae. The transcript has 41 exons.